AUAACGGUGUUUUGUAGUAAACCAAAUAAGGUUCUGUCGUGCCGGCCGGUCGCGACGUUAGGAGUAGCACGCUUAACGGUAACUCAGCCUCAAUCAGCCUCAGCGAAACACGACGACAACUAUCUUGGCAUCGCUAUCUUGAUGAUGCCGUGGUAGUCGCAGGCCAGGGCCGUCUGCGAGACGCCUAACAACCCUGAGGAAAGCAGCACCGACAGCAUCAACGGGAGCCCUCUGGCGCGCAUCCAUCAGCAAGCAACCUCUGCUUGCGGCUCAGAAGCCUCCUCUAAAGGCUGGGAGCUGCGGUCAUCUGAGGCGGCUGAGAGUGGGCAUUCCAAUCAGGAGUCUCCCAGGAACGGAAGCCACGCGGCCCGUAGCAGCAGCGAUGGAACCGGUGAACGUGGCAACAGCAGCGGGAGCGACGACGGAGGCAGCACUAGCGGCGGAGGGGCCCCGCACCCCUGCAGCAACAGCGGCUCCAGACGGCAGCGGCCUAGGGAAUGCUGGUGGCUCCGCCGUCGCAACGGCAGCUGCGCUCUCCAAAUGCACGGCAGCGGCGACAGCUUCACCUGCGGUGGCGUCCGCCGUACGACGAAGCAGACGACUCACGGCAGCCGGGAGCGCUGCCGUACUGCCUCUCCAACCGCAACAAGCGACACCGGUAGUGGUCCCGUCGGCCAUACCGGUAGCUGCAGGCAAGAUGAGCGCUGCUGCCGGCCCUGGCUCGCCGGUAACGCCCCCAGUAACGCCGUUUCCGCUAGCGCCGCUGGCGUCGUCAGCGGCGGCGGCGGCGCCCGUGAUGACGACGGAUGAGGAGAUGACUGUACGGCCGCAGUCGCCGUCCGUACUGCGUAGUGCUGCUGACCUGGAGGCGGCUGUGGCAUACCUGCGCGCCCGGGAUCCAUUGCUGAUUCCUCUCAUAGAAGCCCACGGUCUACCGCACCCGCUGAUUGUCACUGAGGGCUUCAGCACUACUGGCGCUGUUGGCGACACCAGCAGGAACAGUGACAUGACUGCUGCCGUCGCCACCGCCACCGCUGCUGCCUUGGCUGAGUGGACUAACGGCGGCGGUGGUGGCAGGAGUGUGUUUGCCGCCCUGACUCGCUCGGUUGUGUAUCAGCAGCUGGCCACGAACGCGGCAUCAGCCAUCUGGGCUAGAGUGCUUGCCGUGUGCAAGGCUCCCAGCGGCGAUCACAUCACGCCAAGUCAAGUUCUGGCGGCGCCGCCGGAGCAGCUGCGAGCAGCCGGUCUCAGCGGUCGCAAAGUAGAGUACCUGACGGGAUUAGCGGAAGCUUUUGCAACACGCAAUGGUUGGGACGAGCAGCUGUCAGCUACCACCGACCUCGCAACCCUAGUUUCGGAGCUGACUCCUCUCCGCGGCAUCGGCACCUGGACAGUCCACAUGCUAGCCAUGUUCCACUUGGGCCUCCCGGACGUAUUGCCGUACGGCGAUCUGGGUGUACGGCGCGGGCUACAACUGCUACACGGGCUGCAGCAGCUACCGGAGCCGGCCCAACUGGAGGCGAUGACGGAGGCUUGGAAGCCGUACAGGUCCGUUGGGUCAUGGUACAUGUGGCGGAUCCCGCCACCACCCAAGGCAGCUGGCGGCGGUGGCGGCGGGAAGAGCAUGUCCGCGAAAGCAGAGACGGGUGGAACUGCCCGUUCUAGGACCGCUGCGCAGGCCAAGAGCGGCGGCAAGCGGAGUAAGUUAGGGAGAGGUGCUGCUGCUGCAAAGAGCGGUGCUAGUGGGGUUGACGAGGAGGAGGAGGAGGAGGAGAAGGAGGAGGGGGAGGGCGGCAACGACAGUGAUAGCGACUGGGAGGAGAGUGGAGGUGCAGGUCGAAGCAAGGGGAAGAGGAGCAGGCGCAAGCGCGGAUAAGGAGGCGGCCGGGGACCGGAAGGGAGGGGACCAUGAAGGAGUCGGGCUGAAUGCGUGGCUACAUACCGCAUGCCGUACAUGCUAAUAUGUACGCUUGCGAGCACGUGUGUUGUGUUGUGUGGGCUCUGGUGGGGAUGUACAGGUUGUUAACGGUUACUGACCGGUAUUCGGUGUCCAGAGGAGUUGGCGUGCGUGUCGUGCGGUUGCCGUACAUGCGUCUGUCCCAGAAAUCAAAGAUACCAUGCGAUGGAGAUAAGUCGUUCACGGUUGGUCUUGGCUUGCCAUGUGUUUUUAGACGGCGAGAAAAAGCACGGCAUUGCUGUGGGGCGCAGUGUUUUUGCCGCUGCAGUACGGUAGGAUGGCUGGCAGGCUGGCGACCGUACUUGGGUCCUAGACUUGCUACCGGUACGUGCUCCGGACCUCGGGGCCAUGCACGCAUGCGUAUACCUCUUAGCCAUUUGCAAACUUGCAUCCCUUGCAAAGCGUGGAUUAACGUGACGUUUACAUGCAGAUAAGACACACGGUACAGACUGCGGCC
Astrephomene gubernaculifera is the source of this 2414-nucleotide messenger RNA. The record is from the annotation of a GenBank genome assembly. NCBI's taxonomy places the organism in Eukaryota, Viridiplantae, Chlorophyta, Chlorophyceae, Chlamydomonadales, Astrephomenaceae.